Molecule: messenger RNA, 3022 nt
Organism: Mercenaria mercenaria
Lineage: Eukaryota; Metazoa; Mollusca; Bivalvia; Venerida; Veneridae
Product: calponin-1-like
Exons: 5
Coding region: 419-2149 (576 amino acids)
Molecular function (GO): protein binding
Source: RefSeq, a predicted model, not a curated record
AAAUAGUUAAAUUAAAGAUUAUAUACAUGAUUUAAGAGCAUACAUGGUUCGCGUGAACAGCUGAUAAGCAUUUGGCUGUUGAUAACCAUCUUGCGAUGUCGUAGCGGUGACUCAUAAAGAUCGUUAACAUUCCAGCUGAUGGGAAGAUCUUAGUCAGUUAUUGUGAACCAAGCUUCAGAAACACUUGGAAUAUAAUUAAACAUUAAUUAUUUGGAAAUAACUUGCAUACUUUUGAAAGUUUAAAAGCAAAUAUAAUAUAUAUAACAAUAGUCUUUUGCGAACUUGCAUUCACCUUAAGAUAGGUAUCGGAUAUCAGCACUUUGCUUUAGUGCGCAUGCUCACACUUUGACUUCCGGGUUCUAGAUUUAUCUGACAUUUUCGCCAUCUUGGACUUAAAGAAAACACACAGAUAAACAAAAUGGUUGCCGGAAAAUACGACCUUCAGGCCGAGGCUGAAGUUCGAAACUGGAUCCAACAACUCACCGGUGAAGUUAUUGCGGAAUAUGAACUAGAAAAACAUCUAAAAGAUGGAGUGAUUUUGUGCCAGUUAAUGAAGACUCUGUUCGAAGGCACUCCGGCAGAUACCCUGCCCCCGGCAUGUAGAAGUAUAAAACCUAAAGGAAGAAAAAGUGAGAGGGGUGCAGUACAAAUGGAAAACAUAGAAAUAUUCCUGCGGGCCGCCGCUGCAUAUGGAGUGCCACAGAGUGGCUUGUUCGCAUGUAACGACUUAUAUGAAGGCAAAAAUAUGCCCAUGGUUAUAGCUACAAUUCUUCAAGUAGGUUCUGAGGCACAGAGAAAUCAGUUUAAUGGACCAACAGCUGGCCCACCCCCGACAGAAAAGAAAAAGAAGAAGUUUACAAGAAAACAGCUGAAAGCAGGUCAGUCCAUUCUCAUAUUACAGAAUGGAACAAACAAGUUUGCAUCUCAAAAAGGGAUGACAUGCCCUGGGGCGGUCCGACACGGAGCAGAUAUUCGAGCAGACGACCUUAAAGACGAGAGUAAUAGGUUCGUUAUUCUCCAAUCUGGUACGAAUAAGUAUGAAACACAAUCGGGUAUGCGAAUCGGAACACAACGUCAUUGCGCCGAUAUCCGAGCUGAUGACAUUAAUCAGGACAGUAACGCCAUAACUAUUCUUCAGUCCGGUACGAAUAAGUUCGAUUCCCAGAAAGGUAUCAGAGGUGGUUUCGGAGCUGUGCGUCACUGCGCUGACAUCCGCGCUGACGACCAGACGAAGGAGAGUGAGGCUGACGUUUGGCUCCAGUCGGGUACGAACAAAUUUGCGUCUCAGAGGGGUAUGACCGCACCAGGCGCUGUGAGACAUGGCGCCGAUAUCCGUGCUGAUGAUAUUAACCAAGACAGCAACGCUAUUACGAUCCUCCAGUCUGGUACCAAUAAGUUCGAUUCUCAGAAAGGCAUGAGAUGUUAUGGUGCAGUACGUCACGGUGCUGACAUUCGUGCUGAUGAUCAGACGAAAGAAAGUGAAGCUGAGGUCUGGUUACAAUCCGGCUCCAACAAGUACGCAUCCCAGAAAGGCAUGACAGCUCCGGGAGCCGUGAGACACGGCGCUGAUAUACGUGCCGACGAUAUUAACCAAGACAGCAACGCCAUAACGAUUCUUCAGUCUGGCACCAACAAGUUCGACUCCCAAAAAGGCACUCGCGGCUUUGGCGCUGUGCGACAUGGACCAGAUAUACGUGCUGACGACGAGGUCCAAGACGGACAAGGUAUCGUCAUCUUGCAAGCUGGUACCAACAAAUUCGACAGCCAAAAAGGUAUUCGUGGUGGUUUCGGUGCAGUUCGACAUUGCGCAGAUAUCAGAGCUGACGAAUUCAAUGAAGAGUCAAACAGAGAGGUUCAAUUGCAGUCUGGAACCAACAGGUUUGCUUCUCAGAGAGGGAUGACGUCAUACGGUGCAGUACGUCACGGAGCAGAUAUUAGAGCAGACGAUUUCAACCAGGAGAGUAACGCGACUAUUAAUUACCAGUCUGGGUGGAAUAAGGGAGAUUCGCAGAGUGGUAUUAGAGGUGGCUUUGGCGCGGUUAGGCACGGUGGUGAUAUCAAAGUACGCGAAUUAUUCGAUGACGAAGAUCUGUUUGAUUACGACGACCUUGAAUACGCUGACCCAUCCCAGGGUACCUCGGACAUGUAACGUAAGGUACCCGGAUAAUAACAGGUUAUAUAACGUUCGACAAAUAAAAACUAGUUUAUUUUUAUUAAAAUGGAAUAAAUUAUUAGGCCGUUUCUGUUCUAACUGCAAUUUUCGACUGAAGAGAGAAAGGUGAUCCUUCACAUGCAUGUAUGUGCAAUAGUGCAUACAUUUUAAAUGCUACAACGAGAACUAAAUAACACAAACAAAAAACAUGGGUCAGUUAAAGUACCAUAUAUGGACAUGAAUGAAUUUCGCUAAAGACUCAAUUUCGAUAUCCUAAUCGAAUCUUUCGAACAACAGACAUUAAGACUGAAUGCGAAUAACUCAACGAAAUACAUGUGUUAGUUAAUCAGACUGUUUGUAUGAUCAUCAGUAUGUUAUAACAUAUAUACAUGGUAAAGAAAUUUUUCGUAGAUUACUUUGAUGUAUAUUUUUCUAUAUUUCUAUUAUUGUUUUUUUUUUUUUUUGUAAUUUUUUAAUUUUGUUAUCGGUUAAGUAAUACAUGUGCAAUAUAUAUUUAAGUUUUUCUAAGAAUGUAACUUUUGUUUGAAUAAAUGUUGUUAAGGAAUAUCUAAAUACCUCCUAACCUCUAUGACUUCCAGGAUAGAUUUUUUAUUCUAAAAGUAUUAAAUGAAACUCCCAAAUCACCUUCUUAGUGCAAAAACAAUUACAUUGUAUAACCGCAGUAUGAAAAAUCAUGUUACAGUUUUUACACUAAGACGUUGAUUAUACAUGUAAAUGCUCAGUGGACUGUUUAUCUAGAUAUACUUUGCUUUUGUGUAAGAGAUUUACGUGAGUAUCAUACGCGAAAAUAUCGUUCAUGUAAAUAAUGAUGGUUCUAAGCAUGAAUAAAGGUUUGAUUUGAUAAAAAAA